UGCAAUUCAGAUUGGGAUGUGUGGCUAUUAGAGAAAAGAGCGGUCCAUGAGACAAAUGCUGAAGUUCAUAGAGAAUUAAACAAGGUCGUCAGUAGGAGGGCAAUAGAACCGAAUGAAGAAAGCUUGCGAAAAAAACAAAAACAAUUGGAUGAACAAGAGGAUGACGAUGAAGAUGUAUAUUCAUCUAACUAUGCAUCAUCUUCCCUUACGAACAAGUCACAAUUGGAUGAACAAGAGGAUGACGAUGAAGAUGUAUAUUCAUCUAAUUAUGCGUCAUCUUCCCUUACGAAUAAAUCUUGUUCACAACAACAAACAUCUAAGCGAGGAAAAACAGGUGAAGAUAUAACUGUGGAGGAACAGGAAAGACGUGAAAAUGGGGUUAGUUUGAGCGAUCAUGAUCAUAAUCUGGUUAAAAAUCUUCUCAACGAACUGCAACAAUGCUCUGAGAAAAUGGCCAGUUUGGUGCGCAGUUUUCAAGUAUACUGUGAUGAUUCCGUUAAUGAAUUAAUUCGGAAUGAAAUUAUGGACCUAACCCCGUCUUCGGAGUUCGUUCUAAGAUAUACAGAUGAGGAUGACUACAUGCAAGUUCUAAAAGAGAUCUUUGAGCCUGUCGAGAAGUUGUUUCCGGAAAGUGCGAUUAAAUUUCUUGAAGAGUUUUUUUCAGAGAACUGUACCCAUCAACAAUGGGAUAACAGGCUGGAAAAUUUAUUGGAACCGGAAGAGGAUCUAUUUUUAAGAAAGUUGAAGAGAUUUUUAUUUGAGACAUUGCCAGCCUUGCAAAAGGCACUGUGGAGGUUUUCGGAUAUUCAUUAUAUACCGGGAAACCAAGCUAUUCGAGCAUCUGCAUAUAGAAAGUCGAUAAUGAAACAAAAAGGGAAUGCAGACCGCUCAGAUGGGAUUGCGUACACCACCACCGAAAAACCGUAUGAAAUUUGUAUAGUAGAAGGUUCCAGACCAUAUGUUGUUGAUCACAUGAAAGAAAUGUCCGAUUAUGUCCAAAAUGCGAGAGCAGGAAAAGAUAUAAUAAACCAUACAGUUGUAUCCGAGGUUAAGUUGAAACGAGCACCGCCUCUACAAUUCAAGUCCUAUAUGGUACAGAGUAUCGGACUAAGUCUUCGAUUUUACUUUAUGGAUUAUUUGGGAAUAUAUCGACUUUUUGAAAUUGAAACAUGUGAAAUUCCAACGGAUCUAGAAGGUGUUGAUUUAUUUCCAUCUUUUUUUAGGGCAGUUGUGACUUGGGCGUUGAUGGUCAGGGGCACUGAUCAAGAAUUCCGAUCAGUGAGAAACAAAAGAAGUGUGCGCUACAGUAAUGCCCACAAUUUACGAGUUCUUUCAAAGAUAAAUCAUAAUCAGCCAUGUAUGAGCAAUACAAAAAUUAUUAAAGAAAAAAAAAUUAUAUAG
This is a messenger RNA of Dentiscutata heterogama, 1401 nucleotides long. Lineage: Eukaryota; Fungi; Glomeromycota; Glomeromycetes; Diversisporales; Gigasporaceae. The record is from the annotation of a GenBank genome assembly.